CUCAACGAUAGCAGUUAUUCAGAAAGAGAGUCACUUCUGAUAAAGAAGCAGUCCAAAUGGAUGGAAAACAAUCCAAGUAAAAAGAUACUCAACAGUUUGCUCUCUCUGCUUCACUGCUGGUAAAUCAAUCAGUUUUUCAAAUUUAAUACCUUCAUCCAGUACCAAGCUGUUCCUCCAGUAACAGCAGUGACACCAACAGAAUUUAACCGUUUCAUGCAUUGGGUUUACUCAAUGGUUUUCUUAUGAUCCAAAGUUUUCAUCACUUACAUCCCCAUCGAGCUUAAAUGCUCAUCUGUUGGACAGAAAUAAGGCGACACAAUCUUAAAGAGUGACCCGGACCAGUCGAUGUGACACAAACACAGCGUGUAGUGAGUUAAAACUAGUUUCCUUUUCUUACUCAGCAGUAUGCUGGCAGCUUAAUAAAAGUGGAUGGAAAAUUUUCCUUCUCAGAUGUACACCAGAUCUCAGCCUAGCAGACAGCUCUGUCCUCCUCUCUUCAGCCACUGAGGCACAAUGAUACCAUUAAGGAUUUUAAUUUUCACAUAUGUAAUGCUCCCAUGGAUAGUGUCUUCUGCAGCAAAGGGUGAAUACAUGGAAGCAAGAACACCUGCAAAAGCUACGGUACGUGCGUCGGACUAUGGCAUCCUGCAAGACACAGAUACUGAUGGUGGAGUACCUUCAAAAGCAGAAGUUUUGCCAACAUGUCUACUGUGCGUUUGUCUGAGUGGAUCAGUUUACUGCGAGGACGUGUCCCCUGACAUGUCAGCCGUGCCAACGCUGCCAAAGGAAACGGCGUAUCUCUAUGCUCGCUUCAACAAAAUCACAAAAAUACACAGGGAAGACUUUGCAGACACGGCUACUUUAAGAAGAAUCGACUUGUCUGGGAAUCUCAUCUCUGAGAUAGAAGACGGAUCUUUCUCCAAACUUCCCAAUCUUGAGGAGCUCAAACUUGCAGAAAACAGAUUGACCAAACUUCCCAUGCUGCCAUCCAAGCUAGUAACUUUUAAUGCAAAUUUCAACAGGCUUAAAACCCAGGGUGUAAAGGCAAAUGCUUUUAAAAAACUCACGAGACUGGCAUACCUUUACCUUGGAGACAAUGAACUGACAGCCGUCCCCCAUCUUCCAGAGUCUCUUUACGUUGUUCAUCUGCAUAACAACAACAUCUCAACAAUAACAGAUGAGACAUUCUGCAAAGGAAACACAAGCCACUACAUUCGGACCAACAUGUACGAGGUGAGACUGGAUGGGAACCCUCUGAAGCUGUCGGAGCACCCUAACAGCUUCAUCUGUCUGCAGUCUCUCCCUAUUGGCUGGUACAAGUGAAACACAAAAGGAAACUGAGGCAGACUUUGUGAAUCAGUUCUAGAGCCCGACCAAUAUAGGAUUUUUAAAACCGAUACCAAUAUUUGAAUAUUUAAAAAUCUGAUAUAUCGGCCGAUAUUUUUUUUCCUUUUGGGCAGACAAAACAAAGAUUUCCCUGGCAUUUCUUAUAUCUAGUUAUUCAUGAGUCCGUACUAAGGUAAUGUGACAAAGUUGUGGAUUUACACUCUGCCCGACUCCGUUCAAAUCAGCUGGCUGUUGUGUUCAUCGCAUUUCGAACAUAUGCUGCCAACAGGAAAGUUGCGGUGUGUCCUCUGAUGGCCAAGCUAUGCAACAUCAUAAUGCCUCUUCUUUACUUGUUAAUGAAAUCGUUAUGGACGUAUCUGCAGAUAGCCAAUAUCGGCUGAUAAUAUCGGCUGGCCGAUAUAUCGGUCGGGCUCUAGUGAGUUCUUGGUAAAGUGAAGGAGAGUGGGAUUAAGAUGCACAGUUAGUGCACUGAAAAAAAUAGAAAUAAUGAAAAAUAAAGUUCUUAAGUGACAUUUUUAUAGUGAGAUAUAUAUAUAUAUAUCACACAGUUGAAAACUUACAUAAUUAGAAAUCUUUUAUAACAAAAAGAUUUGAUCGACAAAUGAAACAGUGUGUUUUUUGUUUAAAAGCAAUAUCCAAAAUAAAAACACCUUUAGUCAUUUUUUUUAGUUGGUACAUGGCAAAGAUGGUUUCUCUUUUUUAAUUUUUUUAUAUGAGGCAUUACAAUGAUGAGAUCUCAAUAUGGUUUUCACAAGCAAAUAAUGCCUUUGUCAAUAUUAUUUUCAUCUUUCUGAAACUGAUUCUUCUACCCUGUUGCUUUAUACUGCAGUGCUGCAAAUGAAGACUAUACAAAUAAUAAAA
Molecule: messenger RNA, 2208 nt
Organism: Oreochromis niloticus (Nile tilapia)
Lineage: Eukaryota; Metazoa; Chordata; Actinopteri; Cichliformes; Cichlidae
Gene: ognb
Product: osteoglycin, paralog b
Exons: 6
Coding region: 514-1323 (269 amino acids)
Biological process (GO): articular cartilage development; bone development
Cellular component (GO): extracellular matrix
Molecular function (GO): protein binding
Source: RefSeq, a predicted model, not a curated record